This is a messenger RNA of Morone saxatilis (striped sea-bass), 1891 nucleotides long. RefSeq names its product solute carrier family 35 member B3 (gene slc35b3). Lineage: Eukaryota; Metazoa; Chordata; Actinopteri; Moronidae. The transcript is spliced from 10 exons. Gene Ontology annotation, molecular function: 3'-phosphoadenosine 5'-phosphosulfate transmembrane transporter activity. Gene Ontology annotation, biological process: transmembrane transport. The coding region runs from base 263 to 1387 and encodes 374 amino acids. Gene Ontology annotation, cellular component: endoplasmic reticulum membrane; Golgi membrane. The record is from RefSeq and is a predicted model, not a curated record.
CAUCGCAGUUCAGAGGUCGCAGCGGAGCGGAAGUUGUUGGCUGCCUCUGCCUUUGCAGCCUGCAGGCAGCUUUUAGCGGCUAACACGGGUUUUGGAUGGUUGGCAUCGGAAAGGAAAACCAUGAAACCGUUCGACAUGUGCGGAAGAUGAAGCCGCCACGCCCGGGGAAAUGAUUUCCAGCGGCAUCGCCUCUGAGGAAGAGGAGCAGCUAACGUAAAGAAAGCCGGAAGUGUUGUUAAAGCUCCCAGCAGCCACAGACACAAUGAGCGCCAAAUAUGGCCUGGUGGGCUACAACAGUUCACGGAAACACAUUUCAAUCUCCAUCCCGUCGUCCACAGAGGUGAUGUCCCCCCACAUAAAGUCUGUGGAGGAGCUUAGGGUCCUGGGAAUCAACCUGAGCAGCUUCAGUGCCCCCACACAGUUCUUCAUUUGUGUGGCUGGAGUCUUCGUCUUUUACCUCAUCUAUGGAUACCUUCAGGAGUUGAUAUUUUCUGUGGAAGGAUUCAAGCCUUUUGGUUGGUACCUCACUCUGGUCCAGUUUGGCUUCUACUCCAUGUUUGGACUAGUGGAGCUUCAGCUCACACAGGACAAACGCAGAAGGAUACCAGGGAAGACAUAUAUGAUCAUAGCAUUUCUAACAGUGGGCACUAUGGGCCUGUCCAAUACCUCUCUGGGCUACUUGAACUAUCCCACACAGGUCAUCUUCAAGUGUUGUAAACUUAUCCCAGUCAUGAUUGGAGGAGUGUUUAUACAAGGUAAACGCUAUAAUCUGGCUGAUGUGUCUGCUGCUCUCUGUAUGAGUCUGGGACUCAUCUGGUUUACGCUAGCUGACAGCAAAGUGGCCCCCAGUUUCAACGUCACAGGUGUUCUCCUCAUCUCCCUGGCACUGUGUGCAGACGCCGCCAUUGGUAACGUGCAGGAGAAAGCCAUGAAACUCCAUAACGGCUCCAACUCUGAAAUGGUGCUGUACUCGUACUCCAUCGGGUUUGUCUACAUACUGACAGGCCUGCUCUGUGUGGGCGGACUGGGGCCAGCAGUGGCAUUCUGCUCAGAGCAUCCUGUGAAGACAUAUGGUUAUGCAUUCUUCUUCUCUCUUACGGGUUAUUUUGGCAUCUCCUUCGUGCUGGCCUUGAUCAAGCUCUUUGGUGCCCUGGUUGCAGUGACAGUGACCACUGGGAGAAAGGCCAUGACUAUCAUACUUUCCUUCAUGUUCUUCGCAAAGCCUUUCACUUUUCAGUACAUCUGGGGCGGCCUUCUGGUGCUCUUCGGCAUCUUCUUGAAUGUUUACAGUAAAAACAGAGAGAAAAUGAAGCUUCCUUCCAUCAAGGACCUCAGGAGCUGGCUGCUGACAGGAAAGAAAGUGCGAUUUCUCUCACAAAACGUAUAAAAGGCACCAACAGGCGUAGUGGAAAUCCUGCGCUGGCAGACUGUACGUCUGUUCACAUAUAUUCUUGGCCCACCUGGUUCAGGAGAUAUGCUGAAGCACCUGCCCUGAGCUAUGAGCCUAAUCACCACCAACAUUGAGCCAAGGAUGGUUGUACAGAGUUUGACCACCAAUCAGCCUCAAAAACAGCUGACACAUGAUUAAAGUACGAUUGGUGAUAUAUAUACCAGUAUGCCACUGGUGUAGAACCAGAAAUUACUCAAACUCUCUGCAGCAAACUGAAGGAACUGUAACUACUUUCUACAAGGGGAUCAAGGCUAGUGGGUGCUUUUUUUUUUAAAGCAAUGCUUCAGAGCCCCACAGAAACAUUCCCAACAUGGAGGACAACACUGAGGACUAUUAAGACUCUCUAAAGGGAAGCCAGCGCCUUAGCUAACCAAAUUGCACAGUUUUGCACUGGAAAGGACUCACACACUUAAACCCUUGAGUGGUUGGAAAAAAGUAAAA